Molecule: messenger RNA, 723 nt
Organism: Tetranychus urticae (two-spotted spider mite)
Lineage: Eukaryota; Metazoa; Arthropoda; Arachnida; Trombidiformes; Tetranychidae
Source: RefSeq, a predicted model, not a curated record
AUGCCAAAGCGUAAAAACAUAUUUGGUAGUCUUGGAGACUCUGAUAGUGGCAGUGAAUACAAUUUGUCAGAUGAUGAUGAUUUCGCUCCUAAAGCCAAGAAGAAGGAAAAGCCCAAAAAAGAGAAGAAGGACAAGAAGGACAAGAAAAAGAAAGCAACUCCAAAAAAGGAGAAAAAUUCUGAUGGUGUCAAGAAGAUGAAAGUCAAUAAUGAUGAUAGCAUCAUUGUAUUGGAUGACGACAGUGGACCAGGUGAAGUUUAUUCAGUUAAGGAGACUAGUUUGUCGUCUCCUAACGAUAAAAGCUUGAAAGUUACUCUUGAAAGAUUGUCACCAGACUGCGUUAAUAAAUUAGUCAACAAACAAAUAAUGGAUGAACCAAACAAAAAGCUUGAUGAGAUAAGUCAAGAUUCAACAAAAAAGGGAAAAGAAGUUAAUUUCGCAGGAACUGAGUCAUUUCAAGAAACUCCUAAAGCUGUCAAAACUUGUAAGAAACCUGAACCAGUUGAAACCGACAACAAUGAAAAAUCAAAUGACAAUGAAAAGGUAACCUCUUCAAUGCGAAAUCUACGGGAGACUAAAGCUCGAAAGAAUCAUGUAAAAUUCAAUCCUUUACAGUAUGUAGAACCCGUAAAGACUCCUCCACUUGCUAUUAAAGUUGGAUUAUCCAGGCAUAGCAGACCAAAGAAAUCAUUGCAUCCUCUUCUUUCUCGAACAUCAUUAUAA